This is a messenger RNA of Paramormyrops kingsleyae, 6972 nucleotides long. It is a transcript of the gene adamts6, whose product is annotated as ADAM metallopeptidase with thrombospondin type 1 motif, 6. Gene Ontology annotation, cellular component: extracellular matrix. Gene Ontology annotation, molecular function: metalloendopeptidase activity. Lineage: Eukaryota; Metazoa; Chordata; Actinopteri; Osteoglossiformes; Mormyridae. The record is from RefSeq and is a predicted model, not a curated record. Gene Ontology annotation, biological process: extracellular matrix organization; proteolysis.
UCAGCCAGCCUCCCAGCCUAAAGCUGCCAACUCCGAGCUGCUCGGAACUUGGCCAUAGGCCGGAUAGUGUAAUAAAGGGAGCUACUUCAACUCAACUUUGCGUAUUCCAUGCACUGCUUCAAUGUAUUUUGGUACUGUUUUUGCAGAACAUUGGUGCUUAUGUGUUUCAGCAAAGCAAGCAAACAAACAAACACAUAGACGGGACAAUGAAAUGUCUUUAAACAUUGUCACAAACAAAUAAAUUAUAGAACUUUUUUCUUUUUGGGGUAAUUGAGUUGAUGGAAUAACAUUUUCUGCUAAGUCAAUUGAUUCUGUGAAGCUCCUCAACUCACGUUCUUUUUUCCUUUAAAGGAGGGGAAGUACUGCAGGUUUUUUUUUCGACAUGAAAGUUGCAGGCAAGGUUUUAAAGCGAAUGGGAAAGACGAAUUGAGUGCGGAACUUCAGUGCAGACAAGUUCUAUUGUCUGUAUCCUCAACAGUAGGUAUUGCCUCUGAUAAUUAAGAUGACUGGCUUCAGGAGGACACGCGAAUUACUGGACAACUUUACAAGGAUUUAAAAACCUUUGCUUGCGGUACACAGAUGGAUUGUUCAGGAUUCACCUUCAGUAUAGAGCUGCUGCUCCGGAAUUACUUGAAGUGAUCCACCAAUGGAUUCCUGCAUCUUGCUUGGAUGAGAUGAGAGUGGGCGCAGAUGCGAGUAGAAACUAUAAGCCGCCACUGUCAAAAAAAAAUAAAAAUAAAACCUGUAUCAACAGUUUGAGGGGGAAAAAAGCUAUUUAAUUCAUAGACCAUGGACUUGAUAUGGCAAGAUAUUGGAUUGAGCAGAUCUUUAUAGCCCAACUGUAACCCCCAACACCAGCUCCAUGUUAGAUCUUCUCUAAAUUAUGGAAAUUUUGUGGAAGACGCUGACUUGGAUAUUGAGCCUUGCCAUGGCUGCUUCUACAUUUCAAAGCUUCAACAAAAUGCCACACAGUUCCCAAGAGGAGUACCUUUCCUACCUUGAGCAUUACCAGCUGGUGGUCCCUGUGCAAGUGAAUGAGAACAGCGAGUUUGUAAGCUACACUGUGAGACACUUGGAGUCGGCACGGCAGAGAAGAGGGCUGGAGCCGGUGAGCCCAGAGCUGCCCGAAUCGCGGCUGUACUACAGACUCUCAGCCUACGGAAGGCACUUUCAUUUGAACCUAACGCUCAAUCACUACUUGGUGUCAAAACAUUUUACUGUAGAAUACUGGGGCAAAGAUGGAGCAGAGUGGCGGCAUGGAUAUGUUGAUAAUUGCCAUUAUGUUGGAUAUCUGCAGGAUCAGUACAGAACUACGAAGGUGGCAUUAAGCAACUGUAAUGGCCUGCAUGGUGUUAUCACAACAGAGGAAGAGCAAUAUUUAAUUGAGCCACUAAUGAAUAUAUCCUCCAAAAAUUCCAUUAAUUUUAACCUCCGAAAAGGACAACUGCAUGUUAUUUAUAAGAAGUCUUCCAUCCCUCGGCCACAAGACCUCAGCGACGAACUCAGUUGUGGUGUUUCAGACCUCACAAGAAGCGGGGCCCCCUGUUGGCCUAGGGACCCGCAAUCUGCCCCUCCACCCCCCCUGCCGAUUAACAGCAGCGCGGGUGGUGUCCACCGGCAGAAGCGGUCCAUCAGCUCAGAGCGUUUCGUCGAGACCCUCGUGGUGGCCGACAAGAUGAUGGUUGGGUACCAUGGCCGCAAGGACAUCGAGCACUACAUCCUCUCGGUGAUGAACAUUGUUGCCAAACUUUACCGUGAUGCCAGCCUAGGAAACGUUGUGAACAUUGUUGUGACUCGACUCAUCGUCCUGACGGAGGACCAGCCCAACCUGGAGAUCAACCAUCACGCGGACAAGUCCCUGGACAGUUUUUGCAAGUGGCAGAAGUCUAUCCUGUCACAUCAGGGAGAUGGGAACAGCAUUCCAGAGAACGGGAUUGCUCAUCACGACAAUGCGGUUCUCAUCACCAGGUACGAUAUCUGCACGUAUAAGAACAAACCGUGUGGAACGCUGGGCUUGGCGUCAGUGGCUGGAAUGUGUGAGCCAGAGAGGAGCUGCAGCAUCAAUGAGGACAUUGGCCUGGGCUCCGCGUUCACCAUCGCCCACGAGAUCGGGCACAACUUUGGCAUGAACCACGAUGGGAUCGGGAACUCAUGCGGGACCAAAGGCCAUGAGACCGCCAAGCUGAUGGCCGCACACAUCACGGCCAAUACCAACCCUUUCUCCUGGUCGGCCUGCAGCAAGGAUUACAUAACCAGCUUCCUGGACUCGGGUCGGGGGACGUGUCUGGACAAUGAACCUCUGAAACGAGACUUCCUAUACCCCACAGUGGCCCCGGGGCAGGUGUACGACGCAGACGAGCAGUGUCGUUUCCAGUACGGCGCCUCCUCCCGCCAGUGCAAAUACGGGGAAGUGUGUAGAGAGCUCUGGUGCCUCAGCAAGAGUAACCGCUGCGUCACCAACAGCAUCCCCGCGGCCGAGGGGACCUUGUGCCAGACGGGCAGCAUCGAGAAAGGGUGGUGUUACCAGGGAGAAUGCGUGUCAUUUGGGACAUGGCCCCAGAGCGUGGAUGGCGGCUGGGGGCCCUGGUCCAUGUGGGGCGAGUGCAGCCGGACCUGCGGCGGUGGCGUAUCCUCGUCCGUGCGGCACUGCGACAGUCCAGUACCCUCAGGUGGAGGAAAGUACUGUCUUGGGGAGAGGAAGAGGUACAGGUCAUGCAAUACGGAUGCCUGUCCGGUGGGAUCUCGGGAUUUCCGGGAGAAGCAGUGUGCCGACUUCGACAGCCUACCAUUCCGGGGAAAGUACUACAAUUGGAAACCGUAUACUGGAGGUGGCGUGAAACCAUGUGCCCUCAAUUGCCUGGCGGAGGGAUACAACUUCUACACCGAGCGUUCUCCGGCUGUGAUCGAUGGCACCCGCUGCCAGGCUGACUCCCUGGACAUCUGCAUCAAUGGGGAGUGCAAGCACGUGGGAUGUGACAACAUACUCGGUUCGGAUGCCAAGGAGGACCGGUGCCGUGUGUGUGGUGGGGAUGGCAGCACGUGUGAGGUCACAGAAGGACUUUUCAAUGACUCUCUUCCAAGAGGAGGCUACAUGGAGGUCGUUCUGAUCCCACGUGGAUCAGUUCACAUCGAGAUCAAAGAGGUAGCCGUCUCAAAGAAUUACAUUGCGCUAAAGUCUGAAGGAGAUGAAUACUACAUCAACGGGGCGUGGACCAUCGACUGGCCCCGGAAGUUCGACAUUGCCGGAACGGCGUUCCACUACAAAAGGCCGACGGAUGAACCCGAGUCACUGGAAGCCCUGGGGACCACCACAGAAAACCUCAUUGUCAUGGUCCUCCUGCAGGAGCAGAACCUUGGCAUCAGCUACAGGUUCAACGUACCCAUCGCGCGGACAGGAAGCGGGGAUAACGAGGCUGGCUUCUCCUGGCACCACCUGCCCUGGUCUGAGUGCUCCACCACCUGCGCUGGGGGUUUCCAGAAGCAGGAAGUAGUGUGCAAAAGGGUGGACGACAGUUCUGUUGUGCAGAACAGUUACUGCGACCCAGAGAGCAAGCCGCCGGAGAACCAGAGGGACUGCAACACAGAGCCCUGCCCCCCUGAGUGGUUCAUCGGUGACUGGUCUGAAUGCAGCAAGACAUGCGACGGGGGCAGCCGGGCACGGACGGUCCUGUGCAUACGCCGCAUCCGGCUUGCUGAGGAGGAGACACUGGAGGACAGUCACUGUCUGACCCAUCGACCCAUUGAGAGAGAGUCUUGCAAUAACCAGUCAUGUCCCCCACAGUGGGUCACCCUGGACUGGUCAGAGUGCACCCCCAAGUGCGGCCCUGGCUUCAAGCACCGUAUUGUCCUUUGCAAGAGCAGCGAUCUGGCCAAAACCUUCCCCCCCGCCCACUGCCCCGACCACAACAAGCCCCCGGUGCGCAUCCGCUGCAGCCUGGGCCGCUGCCCGCCCCCCCGCUGGAUCCCUGGAGAGUGGGGACAGUGCUCGGCGCAGUGCGGCCUCGGGCAGCAGAUGCGCACCGUGCAGUGCCUCUCCUACACGGGGCAGCCCUCUAGCGAGUGUCCCGAAUCCCUGAGGCCCCCCGCCAUGCAGCAGUGCGAGAGCAAGUGCGAUGCCACCCCCAUCUCCAACGGUGACGAAUGCAGAGACGUAAACAAGGUGGCCUACUGCCCACUGGUGUUGAAGUUCAAGUUCUGCAGCCGCGCAUACUUCAGGCAGAUGUGCUGCAAAACAUGCCAAGGACACUGACCCGUGUGGGAGAGGGACUAGUGCCGGGGAUUGGACAGCCGGACGAGGAAGAGGAGGAGGAGGAAGAGGAGGAGGGCGGUGGGGAGCAGGGGCCCGUGUCUGGCACCCGCAUGUGUUUUUUUAUUUUUUUCAUUAUCCUGUGGAAACCCAAACCACUGCUCAGCCUGGGCUGACACAUCUCAGUUUACCUGUCACUUCUGUGAAGUGGGAACUUAUGUGAUUGUUGCUGUUAAUUUUUAUUAUAAUAAUAAUGACGACAAUUAUUAUUAUUAUUACUAUUAUUAUGAUUGUGUUCGUUUGUUGUUUGUAAUCCAAAGUGCUGGACACGUCACACGCAAAAAGGUGCACCAUACUGCAGAUGCAGAUUUAGAGUUAGACUUUCCUCGGAGGUGUGGGUGCCUGUGGAAAUGCCUGGGAUUCCCCCCCCCCCCCCCCUCCUGGGACCACAAAGUCACAGUAGACUGUAAUUGUGAUUCUGCCUCGCUUUGACUCCCCGACCUUGUAAAUACACCGCCCCCUACUGGCCUCGACGUUUCUGUUAUUAUCUAAUAAAGUGAAUCCGUUAGUACUCCUUUUUUGCAUACACUCCUGAUUACAUCUUGUCAUUUUUUUAAAAUAAGAUCUUUAUAUAAAGUUUGGCAGUUUGUUAACGGGCAUGCCACUUUAAGAGCAUACCACCUUAAGAGCAUACCGCCUUAAGAGCAUGCCACCUUAAGAAACCAGAACAACUUUAGAGGUGGCAGUAAGAUGUUGUGGAAAGAUAUUACUUUUUUGUAGUUUUUUUCUUCCCCCUCCCUCUUUCCCUCCUCCUCUUCCUCUCUCUCUUAAGAAAACAAGUAAUGAGGCUGCGUCUUUGCUGUUCGCUCCCACUUCUGUCGGUGUCAGAGACUCACUGGCUGGACCACACAUGCUGUCCUGCAGACACGUGGUCCAGAGCAGGACCUCCAGCCUGGAGGGGGCGCCUCAGAAAAGUACAGAGAGAGAGAGAAAAGGUGCUCAGUGUUACUGAGAGGUUUGUCUUUACACUAUGGUGGGGGUUUGGGAUCUAAUGGGAGACAGAAGAAGUUAAAUUUAACCUGGUUAAGUGGGAGGGGGUGUCCUCCCAGAUGGUGAAAGGGGAAUACACCUGUUUUAAUGAAUAGGCUUGGAGGCUGGGCCCCUGAGCCACUGCUGGAUCUCAUGUCCCAACCUGCCCCCCCCCCCGGGUACAAUCUCACCCUAAAGCAGAGUCCAGGGGUCAGAGCCUUCACACAGCUGAGAAACUGCACUCUCAGGUUCCUGGGAUCAAACAGUGAAAUUAACCUGCCGUGCAUAUGAAAACUAUUGCAUGUAAUGAGGGUGUAUGCCAGUGAGAGGCGCUGUUUCAGGCCUCGCCGUGCAAUGCAUGUGCUCAUUAAUAUCUGAAGUGCAUUGCUAUGGGAAACAGGUGCUCUAUGUGUGUCCCUUCCCCCUCAUUUUGAGAUGGAGAUCCCUGAAACACACGCUCGCCACAGCAUACGGGCAAUAACCAAGCAACUGCAUCUCCACGGCAGUGUCAUGUGACCUACCUGGCCUGGAAUGGGUUCAGGCACAUCCCAGGCCAAUCUCCCAUGGACACGGAUGGACAGAUGGAUCAUGACAAACCAGAUCUUUGCUGAUCUCCGAUUGGCUACCUCCAGACCAUGUGAUCAUCCACCACCGCCUGUUUACUCAGCCUGCACUUGGUGUGAGCCGUAGCACAUUUCUGCAGAGUAUUCCAGGUACCUGGGAAGCUUCCCCCCAUCCCACUCUUCCACUGGUGGAGGACUCCGUUUUUGGUGCUUCCAAGCCCCCCCCCCAGUAAUCUGUGAUGCACUUCUGCACAAUGCUGCCCCAGCUCACUUGACAGUGACUAGACUUAUCUUGGGCAAUUGGUGUACGUGUUGGUGCAUGGAUUUUACCCUUUUGGGGGAUGGGGUUUAAUGUGACUUUUACCUCAGUCUGGGUAUUUGGAAGGAGGCCUUUUUCUGCGGACGAUGGACUUCUUAACGUAACUCUGGCCUGUGCUGCUCUCCUUCAUGUACUCUAGCCAGACGGUGUUUGGACACCCCAAGAGCCGGUGAGGAACCUCUUACUUUUGUAUGCAACUGGGAUUUGAAAAGGCUACAAAACACAGGAGAUAAACACUGAGACUGAAACAGAACAGAAUGUAAACUGGACGUGUAACAUGCGGAUUAGAUAGAAAGAAAUAAAAAUGGCGGAAUAUCUAUGAAUCCUGACAGAUCCUCUUAUUAUUAAAAAGCCCCAAUAUUUCAUGUUACUUGUUCUUCCGCUGUACUUUGUAGACCCUCUACAAGAUAAACACGGACCAUUUUGAAUGCUAAAGAUUGAUUGUUAUAAUUACAUUUUCUUACAUUGUCUGGCAGAUUCUUGUGUAAGUUUACAGGUGUGGGAUCAUGGAGCUUCCCAAGACUCAACAAAACUGGCACUCGUAGCUGUGAACUCUGGUGUCUGGAUGUCAUGUCACUUACCCCGUAAACGCUGGUUUAGUUGCUUGUAUUUUGUAUGCAGUAUUAAUGUUGGUACACUGUUACUAAUGUUUUUAUUUCCAGUUGUAAAUUAUAUGCUAAUUUAUUACGUCGUUUCACUUGCGUCACAUGUAUUUCACUGCAUGCAAUUAAAAAAAUUUAGAAGAAUAAAAAUAUGUGCAGUGAAAUCCAUUCCCUGGCAACCUGCUUUAACGUAAGGACAAUAAAGAAGCUGAU